ACGCACAUGAUCCUGCCCCAGUUACUCGAGCUGUGUCCCCCUCUCAAACUGUCCCACUCACUCAAAGACCUCAUACACUCACGCAGCGAUUUCAGACACUUAGACCAGUGUUUCGUCACCCAGGCUUUAUCAGCGCUUUUAUUGCCACAGGUUAUCCCAUUGUGUCUCUCUUUGUCUGGGCUGAAUCUCCACCGUCCGCUCUGGGACUUGGCUUGGCUCUACCGUCUCUGUCUCUCAACCCCUCCCCCCUACAGCACCCGGAGGGUGGGACAGACUUCUUGCUGACCCACAAUGUUUCUGGUUCUUGUUGUGACGCCGGAACUAAGGGAGUUCUUGGCCAGAGCAAGGGGUGGAGCUGUCCGCCUCAUCCAGGUGCGGAUCCAGGACGAACAGCUGGUGCUUGGGGCAUUCAGAGAGCCGACACAGAGCUGGGACCAGGACUAUGACCACUUCCUACUUCCUCUGCUGGACGACCAGGAGCCUUGCUACAUCCUGUACCGCCUCGACUCCCAGAAUGCCCAGGGAUACGAGUGGAUCUUCAUCUCCUGGUCUCCUGACCAAUCUCCAGUGAGACAGAAGAUGCUGUACGCUGCCACCCGUGCCACAGUGAAGAAAGAGUUUGGUGGUGGUCAUGUGAAGGAUGAGAUGUUUGGCACAGUGGAGGAGGACAUCUGUCUCGAGGGCUACCAGCGUCACGUGUCCUCCAGCUCCGGCCCUGCCCCACUCACAGCUGCUGAACAGGAGCUGCGGAGAAUCAAAAUCAACGAGGGAAGGGUUAAGCAGGUGAAAACGGAGACCAGUGUGGAGAGUAAGCACCAAACACUGCAGGGCCUUGCUUUCCCACUGCAGGAGGAAGCCAAACAGGCUCUACAACAACUUGCACAGAAAGGCAUCAACUACAUACAGCUGAAGUUGGACACAGAGAAAGAGACUAUAGAGCUGGUCCAUUCCGACCCGACAGAGACCCGUGAGCUGCCUUGCAGGGUUCCCACGGAUACGCCCAGAUAUCACUUCUUCCUUUAUAAACACUCUCAUGAAGGGGACUACCUGGAAUCUGUUGUGUUCAUCUACUCCAUGCCAGGGUACAGCUGUAGCAUUAAGGAGCGGAUGCUGUACUCCAGUUGUAAGAGUCGACUGCUGGAUGAGGUGGAGAAGGAUUACCAUCUGGAGGUGGCCAAGAAGAUGGAGAUUGACAGUGGGGGUGAGUUGACAGAGGAGUUCCUGUAUGAUGAGGUCCAUCCUAAGCAGCAGGCCUUCAAGCAGGCCUUCGCCAAGCCUCGUGGCCCAGCAGGGAAGAGAGGCAACAAACGUCUCAUCAAGGGCCCAGCGACUAGGGAGAGCAGGCCGGAAAGCUAGAGAGAGGGACAGAGCUUGGUCGUCUCGGCAGCCCUUCCCUGAAUCCUCCUCCUGUUGCCGCGUCCUCUGGCAGCUUGUUUGGCCACGAAGAAGGAAAAGGAGAAGAACAUGGAGGGAUUUCUGUCAUUUUUAUUUCCCCCUGCCUUUGCUUGUGUUUUAACAAUGUGUCAAUAAUGUACGUGCUCUUCAUGAACAUCAGCUAUAGCAGUGGCUCCCAAACUGUGGGGGAGCGAAAGGUCAGCAUGGGGAAGAAGAGGGGUCGUCAGGGGGAACUCACUCCGGCUUUCAACUUACUCCAAACUUACUGUGCAAUUUCGAUAUUGGCAUCAGCAGUUUGCAGACCUUUCAUAUGAUAUACUGUAUACCUUGUUAGAAGUGCUUAGAUCAACUAGGCCAUGUCAGCAAACGUUUUUUUAUCUAGGUUUUUUCUAGCCCGUUGAUUUUGUUGUAAUGUUUUGAAUCACUCAACUGUCACAUGAACACACAUAAGAAAUGGCAGAAUGUGUAGAAUU
Salvelinus sp. IW2-2015 is the source of this 1868-nucleotide messenger RNA. RefSeq names its product twinfilin-2. NCBI's taxonomy places the organism in Eukaryota, Metazoa, Chordata, Actinopteri, Salmoniformes, Salmonidae. Gene Ontology annotation, cellular component: actin filament; myofibril; cytoplasm. Gene Ontology annotation, biological process: positive regulation of neuron projection development; barbed-end actin filament capping; regulation of lamellipodium assembly. The record is from RefSeq and is a predicted model, not a curated record. Gene Ontology annotation, molecular function: actin filament binding; actin monomer binding.